AUGAUUGAUUACCACCAGCGGAAUUCUGUACUGUCAACAGCAACCAAAGACAUUGAACAUCAUCAUGAUCAAGACAAAACUGAAGAGGAAUUGGUCGAUUCCAUUCCCAAUGUACAAACGGAUAGUAUAUUAACCAGCAACCAUCACAAUUCAUCAUCAUCAUUCGAAAACAAACUGAAAACAUUUCUCAAAGAAUCCGUACUCGAUCAUCUUAUUGCACUCAGAAGGUUCAUAAAAACACACGCCAAUACUCGGAGUAUAUUACUUUUACUUGCGAAUAUUAUCAUCACGUGGAUUUUUCAAUUUAUUUGGUCCCGAUUAUUUAUUUCAAAUGUUUACACCAUGCUCUCAAACUCAAUCAAAGGAUUUGAUUCAUCAUUAGGAGUUGAAUUUUUGCAACAUAUCGGAACAAGAGGUCGAUAUCUUCAUCUUCUCUAUGAAUUGAUUGAUUUAUUUUACUUUAUACCGAGUGUGGCUGUAUUUCUUUCCUGCCUGAUGGAAAAACUAUUUUCACAACUACAACAACACCAUAAUAAUAAUAACUCUCAUUCUUCAUUGAAUAAUCACAAUAACAAUUCAAAUCCGAAUAUUGUGGAUAAAAUUCAAAGUAUUAUAGGAAAUGCAGCUUGUUGGCUUCCGAGUAUUUACAUGUUAUUUGGAGUGUUGGAACAUUUGAGUAGCAUUUCUGCAAUGUUUCAUUAUGAAUUUCACAGUCCAAUGUCAACCACACUGUUUUAUUUGAGUAGAGCUAGUGUGUGGUGUCAAUACAAGUGGAUUUCAUUGGCUGUUUUGAUUGUUCUGAUGAUCGGAGGUAGAAUGAUUUAUUUGGCUUGCUGUUGUUGCUGCAGCUGCGAUGAUUUUGAGCUAUCUGGUGGAAGCACACAUUAUUAUCAUGAUAUUCGAGUAGUUGAUGAAGAAGAAGAUGAUGAAAGAAGCAAUGAUGACGAGGAUGAUGAUGUGUGA
Molecule: messenger RNA, 963 nt
Organism: Naegleria lovaniensis
Lineage: Eukaryota; Heterolobosea; Eutetramitea; Acrasida; Naegleriidae
Exons: 1
Coding region: 1-963 (320 amino acids)
Source: RefSeq, a predicted model, not a curated record